Notolabrus celidotus (New Zealand spotty) is the source of this 4392-nucleotide messenger RNA. RefSeq names its product calcium/calmodulin-dependent 3',5'-cyclic nucleotide phosphodiesterase 1B-like. The transcript is spliced from 15 exons. The record is from RefSeq and is a predicted model, not a curated record. Gene Ontology annotation, biological process: signal transduction. Gene Ontology annotation, molecular function: 3',5'-cyclic-nucleotide phosphodiesterase activity. Lineage: Eukaryota; Metazoa; Chordata; Actinopteri; Labriformes; Labridae. Bases 234 to 2012 code for a protein of 592 amino acids.
ACACAGCAUCAUGCCCUGAGCCACUGAGGGCAGCUAAUGGUGGAAACUCCGGUCCUGAUAUAAAGACUCUCUGCUGAUUGUGUUGGUGACACAGAGCAUCUCCUGCUGACACUGUGGAUUACACUCACACCAGCACCCACAAAAACAUACAGCAAAUUACAGUUCACACACACAGAGGAAAAGAGUAAAUGAAUCAGAGAGUGUAAACACUCAGCAGAUUUACAUAGAGCUCUAUGUACACACUUUCAAACAGAAGACAAUUCACACAUGCUGGAUUUAUAGUUGCCAACAGAUGUUCUUUCUUUGAGGCUCACAGUCUCACACAUGGUGUUCAGCAGCGUUCAGAGCCAGAGGUCAUGACUCCAACCUUCAGGAUCCACAGCGCAGCCGAUAGACAUCUGAGUCCUAUGGCACGGAGGACCACACUGGAGAGGGCACAGCUUGAGUGUGGAAUGGCUGAACUGGUGCGAAUCCGUAAAAAAAGGCUGCAGAUUCCCAUCUCGAGGCUGAGGAGCAUGCUGAAGCUGCUGGAGGAGAGAGAUGUCGAUUUUGAGGAAAUCAAAAAGAAUCUGGAUUUCACUGCGUCGUUAUUGGAGGCAAUUUACCUCGAUGGAACAAGGCAGUGUUUGGAGUCAGAAGAUGACCUCCAGCAGCUGCAGUCGGACGGGGUGCCUUCAGAGGUCACUGAUUGGCUGGCAUCCACCUUCACACAAAGGGUUCGACGGCCUGUGCGACGUUCAGACGAGAAGCCAAAGUUUCGCAGCAUCGUGCACGCAGUGCAGGCAGGGAUAUUUGUAGAGAGGAUGUUCAAGAGGGCCUACACGGCCGCCAUGCCAGACCAACCUGUGCUGGUCGUUAACUGCCUCCGGGAUGUUGAUCGGUGGAGUUUUGAUGUGUUUGCUCUGAACGCGGCCAGCUCUGAUCACGCACUACAAACUUUGUUCUUUGAGCUGAUCACCAGAUAUGGACUCAACAGUCGUUUUAAGAUCCCCAUCUCAUGCCUGACAGAGUUCUUAAAUGCUCUGGAGAGAGGAUACUGCAAACACAACAACCCGUACCACAGCCAUGUUCAUGCUGCUGACGUGACUCAGACGAUGCACUGCCUGCUGCUUCGCUCUGGACUUGUGCACUGGCUGACUGAGCUUGAGGUGAUGGCGUCGUUAUUCGCUGCAGCCAUCCAUGACUACGAACACACAGGAACCACAAACAACUUUCACAUUCACACAAAGUCAGAUUUUGCUUUGAUCUACAACGACCGCUCGGUGCAAGAGAGCCAUCACCUGAGCGCAGCGUUUCGCCUCCUGCAGGACGACCAGAUGAACAUCUUCAUUAAUUUGACCAAAGAGGAGUGGAUGGAGCUGAGAUCGCUCGUCAUAGACAUGGUGUUGUCCACAGACAUGUCCUCCCACCUCCUCCAAGUCAAAGCCAUGAAAUCCUGUCUACAACAACAAGAACGGAUUGACAAGCCCAAAGCUCUGUCUCUGCUGCUUCACACGGCCGACAUCAGUCAUCCAUCCAAACCCUGGGCGCUGCACUCUCGCUGGACCAAAGCUCUAAUGGAGGAGUUCUUCAGGCAGGGCGAUAGAGAGGCGGAGCUCGGCCUUCCCUUCUCUCCUCUGUGUGAUCGAAACAGCACGCUGGUAGCUGAGUCCCAGAUUGGUUUCAUAGACUUCAUAGUGUACCCUACGUUCUCUCUGCUGACUGACAUGGCUGAAAAGAUUGUUAUUCCUUUGGUGGAGGAAAACCCCGGUCCACCGGACCCCUGCAACAGACACAGUAAUCUGUGGAAAGAGAGCUCCAGGGGUCUGCAGUGGAGUCUAGCUCAUCUCACAGCUGAGCUGGUGAGUUUCCGCUCCACCUGGACGAGACACACUGAAGACAACAAGAUCAAGUGGAAGGAGAGUGGCUCCAAUGGAUUUUCAAAGCAAAGUGUGACAAAAGAGCAGAGAUCCCGACAAGAGGUGCUGUCAGAAAAAUCCCUGCAGGAGCCCAACACAGAUACAAAACAAUAGAUAGAAUGUCAUGUGUAAAAAGUGCUUUUUUAUUGAAUAUCUUUAAAGGUUGGGGUCAAUGUUGAGUCACUGUUUGUAACAAAACCAUGCUGCCUUCUUAUACCUUUAUAAAUGCAUUCAGAGGAGAUGCAAGAGGAGAGACAGUGGCUAUGGAUAACAUCAUCUUCCUAUGGUAAGAUGCAGAAUAUGCACAGAAACAUCCUUAUGUCUUAUUUUAAGUGUAGUAUAUGAUGAUUAUUUAAAUCAAAAUGUACAUGCUGGUCAUGUUAUUUAGUAUAGUGCAUGUUAUUAUUAAAUUAAUUUGCCACUUAAACACUUGUAGGAAACCUUUUACCUUUAAUAGUUUGACCUGUACACACAAACCAUUUAACCAUAUAAUUCAAAAGGAAAUAUUUCAAUAUUAUGAUGUGACACUGACUGUUUUCUUUUUUAUUUGAACAUUUUGGGUCAGGUCCUCAUAUUUAAAGAUUAUAAUCAUCAUUGUAAUAAUACUUGUAGCAAUGUCCAACUGAAGUCUACUAAAUGAGGGAUAAUGUAUAGUGAGUGCGUGGUUAUGUGAAAUAGAAUCCCAACAGGGUGGUGAGACAAGACCUCAACGCAACGCGGGCUACAUAUGCAUAGAUGAUUGUAUAGAUUCGAAAAUCUUAUUUUUUUAUUGUAAUGGAGCAUAUUUUAUAGAAAACAAACUUUAAAUUCUGUAAGUCACUCUCUGAGCAAAAAAAUCAAACUUGCCUGCCAAAGAAAUUGUAAUCAAGCAAUGAUGUGUAUCCACCAACAGCCAAGAGUCCUACUCUGUGAAAGUGCACCUUACCUACACACAGGGGCUGUCGCAGUAACCCUACAUAACUGAGCAUUUUCUAUUGAGAAGGCUCAAAAUAUGUUGUUCACAGUAAGACUUAAGAGCAUCUCCAUGGUAAGACUUAAGUGCAUCUUGACACAUGAUUGCAUUACUGGGACAGUAAUGAUUUCAGUCCUCUUGCUCCUCCAGCUGGGGGAGCUGUAGAGCAAAGUGAAAGACUUGGCCCUGGGGUUGCCCUGAGGGCUCAGCUUCAAAUCCAAGUUAUUAUUUGAACAUUUGUCAGCUAUGCAGUUUAAAGGUCUUGUUCAUCAUGUUUCCUUACAUUCAAGUCAACUUGGCGGCUGUGAAUAAGUAAACAGAACAACACAUGGGUUUAAGACAUGCUGUUAAUUAUCUUUUUAAUGUGCAUGAGCUGAACAGUAAAACAACAAACACACACUUUUUAUUAUUUGUACACAUGCAUUCAAUGUGUCUGUGUGUCCUGCAGAAUCUCUGUACAAAUGCAAAAAAAAAAAAACAUUUCACUCAGUGUAGACUCCAUCCUGGAGAAAAUGUAAAAAAGUUAGGAUCAAAGUGUCUCUCCCUAAAGAUUUUGAAAAAUCAAUCAAAACGGCAUCUUUCGGCUUUUACUCUGAAGGAUUGCUCUGGUUAUCCAUCCUAGAAUAUGACUGCAACAUGCUCUCACAGCAGAAAUUCAUCAUCUCACAUGGAUUCCUCUCAUACAGGCAUGUCUUAAUGUUAACUUCAACUUUAUGUCUGUAUGGAUUUUGUAUUUAGAAUAUACUGUAUUGCUGCAGUGUUGCAAAAUAAAUUUGUUGGAACUAGUCCUUGGUAUGAAAAAUGUAUGUGUUUUUAUGCUUCUGGCUCUAUCAUUGAAUUAUUUAUCCACAGAGAGUCUAUUUUUAGAGUAAAGUCAAACUUAGCUAAACUCAUCGCUAGCGAUGCAGUGAUGUUGAGUACUGUAAGAUUGGACACAGAUCCUGGUUUAUAUACUUUGCACAUCAAAGAUAUCUAAAAAUAGUUAAGAGCUGCACCAAUUGUCAAACAAGCCUUUAGUCUGAAAGUUCAUACAGAGACUGGAUAAGGGGGAAAGAAAAGAAACAGCCAAUCACCAAUUUAAAUGAUUUAUUGUAUCAAACAAAUUUAGAUUACAGACAUAAUCAUCAAUCAAUUCAAGUAAAAUUGGAACAAAACUCCCCAGAUUUAAUUCAUUUAAAGUACAAUAUUACCCGUCAAAAACAGAACAAACAUUACAUGGUCCAUAAAUACUCAGCAGAAGAAAAAAAUGUACACAGGAAUGUUUUACUGUCUUUCUUUGUUUGUUGUGUUCAUAUAUGUGUCAUUGUUGGCAGCUGGGAAAUAAACUGCUCAUACCGUGGAUCAAUAAUCUGCUAAAGUGACAUCAAGUGUUUUACUUUUGUCAGACCUGUUAUGUAUACUGUUGAGUUUAUGGAAGGAUUGUCACAUACUCUAGAAAUGCUUCAUUGAUAAAAUGAACAGAUGGAAUAUUUUAGUGUGAAUGAUGCCUUUAUGUAAUGUCCUUGUUUCAUACAAAACUGAAAUUAAAGGGGAAUGCCAGUA